UUACAGAGAGGGAGACAGACACACACAGGAGAAAACGUGCGUGUGACACAAAACAGAAACAGAGGCUGAGACUUUGACGAUGUGCCGGCCCGUGGACGCUACACAACUCUCCACCUGGGCGCUUUGGACGAGAGGAGCACGUAGAAUCUGACAACAUGUCUUCAAACACCUCGGCCGAUAAUCUGUGUGCACCCAACAACCAGCUCUGUAUUGUGACGUACCACAUGAAAGAGGUGAUCAUCGUCCCCACGCUGCUCAUCCUGGGGAGCCUGGUCACCUUACUGGCCCUGUGCUUAGUGAUGUGUUGUCCUGAACGGACACAGAGCAGAGCCCCUCAGCGCCCCCACAGCUCAUCACACAGACACAAUCAGAGGAAGAGCCAACGGCCUCACCUACAGGGAAUCGAUGCCCCCCCAGGGAUAAACCCGCUAGAACACGAAGAACUGCCAAUGUCAGUUCAACAAGUGCAGCGGCAGACAGUCGUGCCAACUCGGGCUGCAGUACCUCAAGUGUCCACAGAGAGGCAGCACGGAGCCUUCAGCCAGGUCACUGCCCUGCCGCGGUCCUUCUCCAUUAAGCCGGACGACACAGUCAGCCUCUACAGAGCGCGCAUGGACAACAGGGACGUCGUCCUGAGGAGGCUCAAAGAACGGGCCAGCAGUAGUGAGAAGCAGCACUUUUUCGGUUUCGCUUCCUUCGUGUCAGGACUGGGGCCCCACCCCUUCAUACCUGAGCUGCUGGGUGUGGUCUCCGUCCAGCCGCCCCCCAUGAUGGUGGUGGAGGAGCUGCUACACAGAGACCUGCUGGGGUACCUGUGGAGAUGUCGACAGAAUAACUCCGGUUCAGAGUCCUCAUGUGAAAUGACAGAGAAGAGGAUCUUCACCAUGGCAGGACAAGUGGCCUCUGCUCUGGAGUACCUGCACAGUCAGCGCUGCAUCCAUGGCAACCUGGGAGCUCGCAGCGUGCUGGUUGGUGGAGAUCUGACAGCGAAGCUGUGGGGAUUAGGCUCCGCCUACCGCAGGACUACAAGCGCCGGCCCCGCCGAGGAAAUAGGAGACAAGGAGAUGAGGAAGUGGCAGGCACCGGAAGUGUUAAGCAGAAGAGACUUCCGUCAGAGUAGUGACGUAUGGUCCUUUGGUAUGCUGCUCUAUGAAAUGGUCACAUUGGGUGACCCACCGUUUGCCCAGAUCUCUGUAAAUGAACUUCUGCAGAAUCUACAAAGAGGAAAGCAUCUCAAACGGCCCGUCAGAUGCUCCAACUCACUGUACUCAAUCAUCAGGGCCUGCUGCCAUUGGGGCCCCGAACAACGCGUCUCGAUGCCAGAGCUUAUUAAGAAGCUUCACCAGGCAGAGCGCUCAGCCAAUGGGAGCACAGUCAUCAGAGCGGCUGCACCACUGGACAUCGAGAAAUACCUCAGGGAGGCGGGGUUUGGAGAAGCGUACAACUACGCUGUGCUCUGAUUGGCUGAGACCGUCAUCAGUCGGAACUUCUCUGGAUAGAAUAAUGAAGGAUUGCAAUGAAAUAGAACUUCGGGAGAAAAAAAAUCAACCACGUCAAACGUUUAUACUGUAUAUUUGGAAAGUAUGUAUAUAUAUCGGGUGUAAAUAUAUUUCUUUUGCGUAGUAUAACUAUCAUCAUCAUCUGAAAUACUCAUAAUGAAAGAAGUUAGCAGCACUUUUGCAGCUGUAAAGGAAGGAAAUUGUGUUAUGCAGAGAAACGUUCCAGAAGCGAGGACACGAGGUGCACCAUAAUAUAUUGUGUGAAGAGACAAUACUUCACUGUAAAACUGCCGUGAUGCAACAAAUGACCAACAGCCGCAGAUGUAGUGAGUGAGACAGUCAGGUACAGCAAAUGGUGAACUUUAAAGCAUCAUAAUGCCAAAAACACGUUCCUACAAACCUACAAUGAUCCAUUCUCACAUUUCAGACCAUAGAAGAUAAUGGCACACAGCGGAAGUAAUCCAUACACGUGAACAAUUAUUAUAAAGAGCACUAUACAAAAGCUAUGCAUUCACUGAAGGUCAGUUCGGUCAAAAAUAAAAACACAUGGUUGUAAAAGA
Molecule: messenger RNA, 2059 nt
Organism: Gasterosteus aculeatus aculeatus (three-spined stickleback)
Lineage: Eukaryota; Metazoa; Chordata; Actinopteri; Perciformes; Gasterosteidae
Gene: styk1a
Product: serine/threonine/tyrosine kinase 1a
Biological process (GO): positive regulation of kinase activity; protein phosphorylation; cell surface receptor protein tyrosine kinase signaling pathway
Cellular component (GO): signaling receptor complex; plasma membrane
Molecular function (GO): transmembrane receptor protein tyrosine kinase activity; ATP binding
Source: RefSeq, a predicted model, not a curated record